AAUACCUAUCCCUUCAAAACCCCUUCCCUCUUUGUAAAAUUAUCUGAAAUUGUUAAUACAAUUGCUUUGAAGAGAUGGCAGCUUCAGCUAUCUCUGCUUCUUUAAGCUUCUCUUCUUCUUCUCUCAACAAAACCUCCGUUUCAUUUCUCUUGCCCAGAAACUCUGCCAGGUCUAUUAGAGCGUCUGCGUUGCCAAGUCCGUACGGUGAUUCUUCAACGACAGGAUUAUCAAGUAGAAGUAGUGGGUUGCCUCUAAAAUUCGACCAGAAGGAUCUUCGCGGUACUGAACAGAGUUAUGGUGCAAUAGUAGCCCAAAAGGGGAAUCCACCCAUAAUGCCAGCAGUAAUAACUCCUGGGGGUGCAAUGGACCUCUCAACCAUAUUAUUUAGGAAUCGUAUAGUCUUCAUCGGACAGCCAAUCACCUCACAGGUUGCUCAAAGAGUUAUAACUCAGCUUGUGACUCUGGCAACCAUUGAUGAGGAUUCUGAUAUUUUGCUGUAUUUGAACUGCCCUGGUGGAAGCACAUAUUCUGUGUUGGCAAUUUAUGAUUGCAUGUCUUGGAUAAAGCCGAAGGUUGGUACUGUCUGUUUUGGAGUAGCUGCAAGCCAAGGAGCACUUCUUCUUGCUGGUGGAGAAAAGGGGAUGCGCUAUGCUAUGCCAAAUGCACGUAUCAUGAUACAUCAGCCGCAAAGUGGAUGUGGGGGUCACGUGGAAGAUGUGAGGCGCCAAGUAAACGAAGCAGUUUUAUCUCGCCAUAAAAUUGACAGAAUGUAUGCUGCCUUUACUGGCCAACCUCUUGAGAAAGUGCAACAAUACACUGAGAGGGAUCGUUUCCUGUCUGUGGCUGAGUCUAUGGAGUUUGGCCUUAUUGAUGGCAUCCUGGAAACUGAAUACUGAAAGCGAAAUCGUAUGAGCUAAGUUUUUCAAUUCUAUUGGAAUUCGAUAGAGCAAUUUGUUGUCCUACUGAUCCCAUGAUAAAUGAA
Molecule: messenger RNA, 982 nt
Organism: Pistacia vera
Lineage: Eukaryota; Viridiplantae; Streptophyta; Magnoliopsida; Sapindales; Anacardiaceae
Product: ATP-dependent Clp protease proteolytic subunit 6, chloroplastic
Exons: 9
Coding region: 75-896 (273 amino acids)
Biological process (GO): protein quality control for misfolded or incompletely synthesized proteins
Cellular component (GO): endopeptidase Clp complex
Molecular function (GO): ATPase binding; ATP-dependent peptidase activity; serine-type endopeptidase activity
Source: RefSeq, a predicted model, not a curated record